Daucus carota subsp. sativus is the source of this 1212-nucleotide messenger RNA. Its product is annotated as aquaporin PIP1-2. Gene Ontology annotation, biological process: response to water deprivation; transmembrane transport. The transcript is spliced from 4 exons. The record is from RefSeq and is a predicted model, not a curated record. The coding region runs from base 77 to 940 and encodes 287 amino acids. Gene Ontology annotation, cellular component: plasma membrane; plasmodesma; vacuole. Gene Ontology annotation, molecular function: water channel activity. Lineage: Eukaryota; Viridiplantae; Streptophyta; Magnoliopsida; Apiales; Apiaceae.
AUCACAACUCACUAAACAAAAAUGCAGUAAAGAGUUGAAGAAGCCUAGUGAGUUCUUAGUGUGAAAAAAAUUAAAGAUGGAGGGUAAGGAAGAAGAUGUGAAGCUAGGAGCCAACAAGUUCAACGAGAGGCAGCCAAUAGGAACAGCAGCUCAGAGCCAGGAUAAAGAUUACAAGGAGCCACCUCCGUCGCCGCUGUUCGAGGCUUCUGAGCUCAGCUCCUGGUCCUUUUACAGAGCUGGGAUAGCGGAGUUCAUUGCCACUUUUCUGUUCUUGUACAUAACUGUUUUGACGGUCAUGGGCGUCUCCAAGGCUCCCAACAAGUGCGCUUCCGUGGGUAUUCAAGGCAUUGCGUGGGCUUUCGGUGGCAUGAUCUUUGCUCUUGUUUAUUGCACUGCCGGCAUCUCUGGGGGACACAUUAACCCAGCGGUGACAUUUGGGUUGUUUCUGGGGAGGAAGUUGACUGUGACCAGAGCUGUGUACUACAUGGUGAUGCAAUGUUUGGGUGCCAUCUGUGGGGCUGGAGUGGUAAAAGGCUUUGAAGGAAAGCGAGUGUUUACUGAUAAAGGUGGAGGUGCUAAUGUAGUUGCUCAUGGUUAUACCAAGGGUGAUGGUCUUGGUGCGGAGAUUGUCGGAACAUUUGUUCUUGUUUACACCGUCUUCUCCGCCACUGAUGCCAAGCGCAGCGCCAGAGAUUCUCACGUCCCUAUUUUGGCACCAUUGCCUAUCGGCUUCGCGGUGUUUUUGGUACACUUGGCCACUAUUCCCAUCACUGGCACCGGAAUCAAUCCUGCAAGGAGUUUGGGUGCAGCCAUCGUCUUUAACAAGGACGUCGCGUGGCACGACCAUUGGAUUUUCUGGGUAGGACCAUUCAUCGGAGCAGCACUGGCAGCACUGUACCACGUAGUUGUGAUCAGAGCAAUUCCGUUCAAGUCCAAGUGAACUAAUUGUUUCACGAAUGCGCCCAAAUUUAGCUGGAUCUUGAGUCUGUGUAGUUUGUUUCUGUUUGUACAUUUAUGUUUGCAAUUAUUUGGAAGUUAAUUUGUGUGGGUAUCCAGGCCAGCGCAGAAGCUAUGGGAAAGUGACAUCCAUGUUAUGUUAUUCGGAGUGGAAUCAGUGAUGUAAUAAUCCUUGUGGUUUUGUGUGGGUGGAUAUUGCAAGCAAGAAUGCGAAUUGUGAUUACAAAUAAUGCAAUGUACCAAACCCUUGCUACC